This is a messenger RNA of Closterium sp. NIES-67, 484 nucleotides long. Lineage: Eukaryota; Viridiplantae; Streptophyta; Zygnematophyceae; Desmidiales; Closteriaceae. The record is from the annotation of a GenBank genome assembly.
UCCGUUUUUUUUCAAAAAAAAAAAAAAAAAAAAAAAAAAAAAAAAAAAACCCUUGAGGGGCACGUGAUGUCUUCGCACGCAAAGGAAAGAGGGAAAGAGGGAGAUCAAGAGAUGGAGAGAGAGAGAAAUAGCAAGCGAGAGAGAGAAAGAGAGAGAGAGAGAGAGGGAGAGAGAGAGAGAGAGAGAGAGAGAGAGAGAGAGAGAGGGAGAGAGAGAGAGAGAGAGAGAGAGAGAGAGAGAGAGAGAGAGAGAGAGAGAGAGAGGGAGUCAAAGAAAGUGAGAGAGAGCAAGAGCGAGGGGGAGAGAGAGAGAGAGAGAGAGAGAGAGAGUGAGAGAGAGAGAGAGAGAAAGAGGGAGAGAGUGAGAGAGAGAGGGGGAGAGAGAGAGAGAGAAAGAGGGAGGAGAGAGAGAGAGAGAGAGAGAGAGAGAGAGAGAGAGAGAGAGGGAAAGAGAUAGAGAGAGAGAGAUAGAGAGCGACAGAGAA